Molecule: messenger RNA, 447 nt
Organism: Ahaetulla prasina
Lineage: Eukaryota; Metazoa; Chordata; Lepidosauria; Squamata; Colubridae
Product: ribonuclease-like
Exons: 1
Coding region: 1-447 (148 amino acids)
Molecular function (GO): nucleic acid binding
Source: RefSeq, a predicted model, not a curated record
AUGCUGUUCAAAGGAUUUGGCCUUGGGCUCUUCAUAGUCCUGGCUGCUGUCCUGAUGCUGGGCACCUUCGCUGCUGACUAUGAAACCUUCGUGAAGCACCACUGCGAUAACCCGAAGAGCAAUGUGGGGGAUCAUUACUGUAAUAAAAUGAUGCAAAGAUGUGGAAUGACCAGCCCCAAAUGUAAGGAGGUGAACAUCUUCAUUCAUGCCCCAAAGAAAAAAAUCAUUGAUGUCUGCGGGGAUGGCAGAGAAGCCAUUAACAACAGAUUGCGGCGUAGCAAGAACCGGGUCACCACCUGCACGAUGAAAGGCUCAUCCACCAAACCUCCUUGUGAUUACAGGGGAAACACUUCACCCAGAUAUAUUGUCAUUGCUUGUGAGAAUGGAUUGCCUGUGCACUACGAGGAAGGUCAGAAUUUAACAGUACUUGAAGAUAAUAUGAAUUGA